Messenger RNA from Gongylonema pulchrum, 641 nucleotides. NCBI's taxonomy places the organism in Eukaryota, Metazoa, Nematoda, Chromadorea, Rhabditida, Gongylonematidae. The record is from the annotation of a GenBank genome assembly.
UUGUUUUCAGCACCUGUGAUUAGAAAAUGCGUCAUUUGUGGCGAAGAUUCAACAGGCAAACACUAUGGUGUGAUCGCUUGUCUCGGUUGCAAAACAUUUUUCCGAAGGGCAGUGGUCCAUCGGCAAGAUAUAAAAUGCAAAAGCUCGGAGCACUGUGAAGUCGAUAAGGGUGCAAGGAAAGCAUGCCGUGCCUGUCGCUAUAAGAAAUGCCUCGAAAUGGGAAUGACCAAAGAAGCACAAAAACUGCCACCGGUUGACCAAGAAUUGACAAGGCUUAUUUCGAAGCUUACGUCAAUUGAUAAGGAGAUCCGAGAGCGGAAAUUUCAUUUGAUGCGAGCAAAAAAUGAAGCGAAAAAGUUAGCCGAAAUGCUCAAACAUAGCAAUCAGUUGGUCCGAGACAGACUUAUGAUUAUGCCAAACGAUAUCGCUAGCGUCACUCAUACGGAGCUGUUGCUGAUGCUGCAGUGGGCGAAAACAGAAUCAAUUCCAGCAGAUCGAAAAUGGCGUCAAGAGAAGCUUUACAAGCAGAUGACAAAUAUAUGCAUCGAUGAAGUAGCAAUGCCUUUACGCAGACUGAAACUUAUGCCCGAGGAAUUAGCGAAACGUCUGAAAUCUCGGAAGAAACGAGUGCCCGUAUAAUG